Messenger RNA from Acytostelium subglobosum LB1, 633 nucleotides. RefSeq lists its product as hypothetical. NCBI's taxonomy places the organism in Eukaryota, Evosea, Eumycetozoa, Acytosteliales, Acytosteliaceae. The record is from RefSeq and is a predicted model, not a curated record. The transcript is spliced from 2 exons. Bases 1 to 633 code for a protein of 210 amino acids.
AUGGAAGAGUCUAGUAAUCUACCUGUUCUCCUGUUUCUACACGGUGCAAGCAAAUCAGGAGACUCAUUCGAGGACUUGGAGAAACUGCGAACUGCAGUUAUUCCAAAGUACAUUGAGGGUGGCCAAUGGGGAGACCUUCCCUUCCUGGUCAUCUGUCCACAGGUCUACGAUGGUUGGCACCCCGACAACAUCAUGCUAGCUCUGCGAUUGAUCAAGCAGUACGAGGACAAUGCUGACCUUUCAAGACUCUAUAUCACUGGCCAGAGCAUGGGUGGUGGCGGUAUUUGGAGAUACCUUUUACAAAGCAAACAGGUGGCAGAUGAGUUCGCAGCGGCAAUCGUGGUGUGUGGCGCUGCCAGUCCACCUGAUGCCCAGCCCAAGAAUGGAAAUGGAAUGGUCUUGUCCAAUCUACCCGUAUGGGCCUUCCACAAUGACAAGGACAACACUAUACCGAUGAACUUCUCUAAAGGUUGGGUUGACCUUAACAACAAAGGUGGCAUCACACCUCAAUCAAAGUUGACCAUAUUAGACAACACUGGACACGAUGCUUGGACGGCAGCGUUCAAUCCAGACAAGUCCUCACCAAACUAUGUCUAUGAUUGGCUGCUCUCUUACACCAACAAACGAGCAUAA